Molecule: messenger RNA, 11608 nt
Organism: Onychostruthus taczanowskii (white-rumped snowfinch)
Lineage: Eukaryota; Metazoa; Chordata; Aves; Passeriformes; Passeridae
Gene: LCOR
Product: ligand dependent nuclear receptor corepressor
Exons: 6
Coding region: 328-5145 (1605 amino acids)
Source: RefSeq, a predicted model, not a curated record
UUUGAAAGUAUUCUAGAAGGCCUGUUUGGACCUGGAUUAUUAAAAGAUCUCAGUUUGUUUAAAGACUGUGAGCCUGAAGGUGUUUCUGAUUGGUCUUUUGAUGAAAAUUGUCUUUUCUGCUGCCUGAGAAGAGAAAAAGUGAAGGAACACUUAGUCAGUCUGGAUGAGCCAGCCUCGGAAGCUGGACAAGAAGCUCUGCUUAGACAAGAGCAAGCAAAAAUCAUUCGUUUUGAAAGGCAAGCGGAAGAGUUCCUCAAUGCAGUCUUUUACAGAAAAGACAGUCCUAGGGUCUCCGACCCCAAUAUUCCCCUAGUGGCCCGUGAGAUCAUGCAGCGAAUGAUCCGACAGUUUGCUGCUGAAUAUACCUCAAAAAAUAGCUCUACUCAGGACUCCAGCCAGCCCAAUAGCACAAAGAACCAAAGCCUGCUGAAAGCAUCUCUGGUCGCCUCCUCUCCCACGGCUGCAACUGCUCAGAACCCUGUGCUCAGCAAACUGCUCAUGGCUGACCAAGACUCACCUCUGGACCUUACUGUCAGAAAGUCUCAGUCAGAACCUAGUGAACAAGACGGUGUGCUUGAUUUAUCCACUAAGAAGAGUCCUUGUGCUGGCAGCACCUCUCUGAGUCACUCUCCAGGGUGCUCUAGUACUUCAGGAAAUGGUGAGGAUCCAGCAGAGACAAUAGCAAUAGACUCUAACAAUCAGCCGAAGUCUCCACUGGAAAAAUUUAUGGUCAGACUGUGUACACAUCACCAGAAGCAGUUCAUUCGUGUGCUAAACGACAUAUACACUGAAGUACAACCAGACUCUGACGGCCAGCAGUUAUCUGAAUCUGAGAGCAUGGAGGCCUCUACUUGUGGCUCUGGUUGUAGCCAGCGAAGCACUGAAAAUCAGGAUAAGGGUGCUACUUGUACUGAAUCUAAGCUCCCUUCUACAUUGGACCUAGGACAGUCAGGGGCUGAUGGCCCCCUGCAUGCUACGGGACAAGCCCUGAAGCAGCCAGUGGAACUGAAGUCUGUGGACAGAGCAGAGAACUCCAGUCCUGCUUUGAGGAGGGACUUCUGCGAGCUCCCCAUCACCAGGCUUCGCUCUGCUAGUCCAAAGGAUAGCCCCACCCAAGCAUACCUCAGCACGUUGAACUCUUCCUCCUUGAAUUUACAUCAUGCCACAAAGAGCCUGGAAGGGCAGCAAGCUGCUGGACAUGAACAAGAAGCCGGUAUCAGGAACUGUGAGGAUAAUAAAGAGCAGCUAGCAGGUAAGACUCUCAUGGAAGGUUAUAUCUCAGUCAAAGUGGCAAAUGUGAAUGGCAGCGAGGACAGCUUAGACAGCUGUCUGGGGUCCCAAAAGAGCUCUUUUAGGGCUCUCCCAGAGGAGUCCUGGGAUCCUGGCUUUGCAGUGACCCCCCCUCGCAGAGCCGACAAAGAGAACACUUUGCAAUGCAGCUCAAAAUCAUCUUUGCACCAGGACUUAGAUGCAAAAGAACAAGAUGUGAGACCAAAGCAAGAAAACCACCUGCAUGCCAUGGCCAAGGGCAAGGCAGGCUGCCAGCUGCACCCACCCGACAAGGGCACGCUCGACAAGUCCAAAGAGGGCUGGCUGCCCACUGGCGCCGUGCCAGCCGCCCACCGGCCCCCCGGCGGGCACCCCCGCGCCAAGGCAGCCUCCCUCAGAUCCUCUCGGAAGAGCAAGAAGGCAUCGGGGCUGAGGAUCAAUGACUAUGACAACCAGUGCGAUGUGGUGUACAUCAGCCAGCCCAUCACCGAGUGCCAUUUCGAGGCCCAGCGGCUGGUGUCCCGCAGGACGGCGAGGAAGAGCACCCGCGGCUAUUACUUCAAUGGGGAGUGCUGCGAGCUCCCCACCGUCCGCACGCUGGUUAAGGGCUCCCGGGCGGAGGAGAGGGCGAGCAGCCCGGCACUGCGAACAGAGACCCUCGUAAGUGCAAAGCCACCCCUGGUGCUCUCGGUGGAGGGGUCUGCAGGGGCAGGACGGGAGGGUGAGAAAAGGGUUUCCCUGAGGCUCCUGGCUAAAGUGGCACCAGCGAGCCGAGAAACGAAAGAGAGAGCUGAGCUGGGCUCCGUGCAGCUCCGGGAUACCCGAGCACUACGGUCAAGGGAAGCUGCUGCGGCCAUGCCAUUCUUCUCCCUCUCUGCUCCACCCAGCCCCCAGAAAGAGGACAGCUUGGCCAGCUCACCGCCACCUGGCUCCCCUCCUGCUGAAGGAGGGGAGUCGCCUCCCCUCAGUGCCACAGUGGGAGGCACUGUCACCUGGGAGGCUGGCAGUAGCCUGGGCUCCUCUGGGGAUGGCAGCAGCAGCAGGCAGGCUGCUGAUAUUGUUGCCUCUUCAGUCUCAAAAGCACACGGUGAGGAGGAAGGUUGUCCAGGCUCUGACAUACAAACUAUUCCAGACCUCCCUGCCAGUCCAGAGCCAAAGUCCUCCUCACAGCCCUCUGCUGCUACAGACACAACACCUCUGCCCUGUGAUCCUGCCCAGCUUCCAGGUUCAGGGGAUGCUGAGCUCUGUGGGCAGUGUCUGGCAGAGCCUUCCACAUGCUCUCCAUGCUCGCAGACUCCUGAUGAGCCCCCUGCCACCACGGAUGGGAAGAGCCCCCUGGGGCCCCCUGCCACUUUGCAGUGUGGGGAUGUGAACAAAAGCAUAGAUGCUCAACCAGAAGCCGAAUCAUCGGUCAUGGGUGACAGCCCUCUUGAGCAAGAGGAUGCUGUGCUCAUCAGCACACCCCUCCCCAAAAUCUUGGAAGUAGAGGCAAUGCAGAAUAACAGCUCAGCUGGUGAAAAAGAGCCCACUGAAGGGGAAAUGCCACCCGACCCAAACAGUUCAGACUCUGUCUCUUCCAAAGACAGUCUAGACAAGAAGCGGAAGAAAGGCAGGAGAGCACUAGUGGCAUCGGACCGGUGUCUCCGAAGCCAACGAUCCCCAUCACCUGCUGAGGGCAGUGCUGAGGACUCUGGUUCUUCCAGCUCUGGGCAGCUUACUUGCCUUCAGAUCAAACUCUCCAAGAGCCCUGGUGCUAAGCGGUUCAAGAGAGAAGUGCAGCUGGAUGAGGCAGCAUCCAUGCACUUCCCCGAUGACUGCUUCCCCAAUGUGCUGCUCAAAACCAGCGAAGAGCCAGGCAUUGGCCAGGCUCCAGAGAGCAUCACUGGGCAGCAGCCAGGCGAGGAGAAUGGUGUCACUACCAGACAAACCUAUAAAAGCAUCUUAGCAAAAGAGACUGCUGCAGAGGGAGAAAAUUCCUCUAAAGAUGACUCCUCUACUGACAGCAGCCAAAGUCAACAGUGUGAGAUGCUGGAAAUCAGCGUCCAGGCUGAUUCUGAGAAGAAAAAUAUUACCCUCCCUCCAGAGAACAGUGUUCCUGCAAAUGAUGCUGAGCAAGUGGAUGUGAAACCAGUCAAUGCUAGUGCAAAGGACAAAGAGAGCUCUGACAGUGUCAGGGAUCUGGGCAAGCCAGUGAACUAUGAGCUGGUGACCAAUUUGCCUCUGUGUCCCAGCAGCAGAGGUGGAAGCAAGCAUCUUCCAGCAAAAACUGCAAAGCAUAAAAAGGUUGCUCUGCAGUUUUAUAACUUACGACAUGCACCCUCACCUGUAGACAGUGCAAAAAAGAACACACCAGGGAAGGAGUCUAUGCAAGCAAUCCCCAAACUGAGGGAUGAACACAGUUCAGGGAAUGAUGACUGCCCAACACUAGAGGAUAUAGACAUGGCUGACAGCAAACCAAAGUUCAUGGAGUGGUGUGCUGAAGAGGAAAACCAGGAGCUCAUUGCCGAGUUCAAUACUCAAUACAUGAAAAUCCAGAAGGGCUGGAUUCAGCUGGAGAAGGAGGUCCAGCCAACCCCCAAGGUAAAGAACAGAGCCGACAAACUGAAAGAGAUUUGGAAAAGCAAGAAAAGAACACGGAAAAGCAGAGGCUCACUGGAAGUGCAGAAGCUUUCUCCUGUGCAGAUGCUGUUUAUGAAGGCCUUUAAGCUGUCUGACAUAUGCCAGUGGUUUCUGGAAACAACUGAAACCAGGUCUCUAGUGAUUGUGAAGAAACUCAACACCCGUCUCCCAGGGGAGAUUCCCCCCAUGAAAGUCCCCAUGCAGAAAUAUUCUUCCUCUAGUCUCUACCCCAGCUCACUACAAGCUGAACGUUUGAAAAAACAUCUCAAGAAGUUCGCUGCCACUACCCCAGCUCGGAAUAACCUGAAGAACCAAAAGCUUUGGGCCAAAAUUCGUGAGAAUGCUGAUAAAGCAGAGGUUGAAGAAGCCACCACUCCCAGCCAGACGUCUCCCACUGCUGCCAGCACCAAGGAGCUGAGUGAGGACAAAACCAUCCAGCCUGCCCUCAGCCUGCCCACGCAGGCCAGCACCAGGAUCCUGCGCAAGUACUCCAAUCUUCGGGGCAAGCUGCGAGCCCAGCAGCGCGUGGUGAAGGCAGAGAAGCGGAGUGAUGGCCCAGGGGACCAUCUGUCCCUGGAGAGCAAGCAGAGCCGGAAGAGUGUGUGCAUCAACCCCCUGAUGUCUCCAAAGCUGGCCUUGCAGAUCAAAGCAGCUGCCUUUCCUGCUAAAUCUCCCUCAGUGGAUGGAACGGGGAAGGGGCGGAAGGGGAAAAGCAGGUCCCAAGAGGACCCCUUGCCCAAAGUCGACCUCCAGCUCAGCAAGAAGAAGAAGAUGCUGAAGGAGAGCGGGAGCACCCAAGAGCGAUCCAGCUCUUCCACCAAGGACAAGCUGCCUGCCAAGAAGGCUGGUAAAAUAAAGCAUUCAGAGGUCAGCGUGAAAUCUCCCGCCACCCGAAAGCAGACUGCCAUGGAGAGGAGCAAUAAACUGGCCAGAAAAAUGUCUCUGAAAGAGAAGAGAGUCCCGAAAAAGCAGCUGGAGAAGAUGCGGCUCCCCAUGCGGAAGGGCAAGGAGAACACGAGCAGACGGGCCGUGCUGCCUCCCAGUCACGAGGAGCUCUCCAAGUCCCCAAAACAGAAGCCACUGGGGGAGUCCUCCACACGGUCACAGAAGAUGGCCAACAAGAAGCACAGCAGUGGGAAGACCUUGACAAGGUCCAUGAAGAAGAUGCAGGAGAACAGUGUGUCUCAGGGCAAGAGGAAGCUAAGGGCAAAAGUGGACUGUUCGCACAGCAAACGCUCACGACUGGACCCGAAAUAGCAAAGAACCGGUAGCCAUGUACAAAACUGAUGUAUAGUAGUAACCCUUUACCAUGCAUUAACUAAAGCUGCUUUUAUAAGCUGUAGCAAGCCUUUAAAAAUCCUCAGUUAAAGGAUAAAUGCCCAUGAUUUUAGGCAUCAGCAGAUGUGUCUUGGACAGAGAAGAGGUAGGUCUGUCUGGCUCUGCUGUUCAGAAGGAAGUUUCUGCAGUUUGAACGUUCCUUGGGUUCUUUUAAACUUAGAACCAGGCAGUUUUUGUUAAAAGUACAGUGCCUUAUUUAUCACUUUAAAAAUAAAAAGAAGCUCGUCUGUGUGAUUUGGAGGCUUGCGUUUUAUACUUGAGGCACAAGCACUUGUACUGUAGCAGAAAGAAAACCACCUUCGUGCACAUGAAGUAGCUUUUGUCAGCCUUUGGGUGCACACAAACAUUUCCCUUUCUUUCAGUCCUCCUUCUGUCUGUCUUCUUAGUGGCAUUUAAAGGAAAACCAAAACCAUUUUGCAUCGCUAAGGGAGAGAAAGGCGAGUCUGUCCAUUGUCGGUUCGCUGGUAGCAGUUGCUGGUGUCUCAGGCUGUUACCUGCAUGAGAAUGUGAAGUAGCCACUGGUGUGUGUACUGCUGAUGGCUGCCUGCUCCUCAGUGCACAGCCCGUGGCUGGGGAGGGCCCGCUCAGGAUGAGGAGAUGCCCUGGGGGCGCCGGGUACCAGGCUGCCACACCCACUGCUGCCAGCUGGGCGUGCUGGGCUGUGUCUGUCUUUUUUCUUGCUGGCUUCAGGGAUGAACCGGUCUUGCCAUGCUCUGCUUUUGGACAGACUUCCUUCUCCUAUUUCCUUGUCCUUGUGGUGAUUUCUGUGGUCUCUGAUGGCAAAGCUUUUCUGCAAUGCUUCGCUGAAGGUUGAAUCUUUCCCUUUUUAAGGGCUUGAGUUCCUGAUGUUGGUGCUCUGCAGGAAGGGAAUCUGGCCCUCACCUUGUGCUUUUGUGCACAUCUUGCCUAGUGCUCUCUGAAGCCAGGAUUUGCAGUUGAAAUAAGGUUGGGAUAAGGGAUUGGCUUGUGUUAAUUUUUUACCAUAAUUUGCAUUUCAGCCUUUUACCAGCAAGGUGCAGGAGGUUUGUCCUUGCUUGUGCCACAGAACAGGGUCAUAGUGCCUGUGUUUUCUUAGAAAAACCUGUUAGAAGUGCACAGAGUGCGCGGCUGUGCUGGUUCUGCUGGGCAGAGAUGACCAGCAGCUGGGGAGGGCUGUGGUCUGUGCCAGGGUAAGGUCCCUGUUCAACCAUUGCAUCCCCAUGGCUUCACUUUCCCAUUGCAGAGUCCGCUUGCAGGAAUCCCAAUGCCAGUCUCCUUCCAGACAUAAAACAGCAGUGCCUGUCAGGGCACUGUGUGGACCCUGAGGCUGCCAGACCUUUAACAGCUGCCUUGUUGGUCCUUGCUCAGCUGCUUGUCCCUGAUGAGAGCAAGGCUCUGAUGCAGCCCAUGAAUUCAAGAGAUGCUGGCCCUUGGAGCAGAUGCUGGAAAAGGAUUGGCUGCAAAGGGAACUGCUUUUCAUAGUUGGCAUUGAACCCCAGAUCUCAAAGCCUGGGGGCGGGAGGUGAAAGGCAGAUAAUUGUGUUAAAAUCUUUCAUUGUACUCCUUUAGUACAGAGGAUGAAACCAGGUGUUUGAUUUGCACUCCCUUCACAGAACACCUCUGGCUCUCUUGGAGGUACUCCCUUUCCCAAGCAUUGACACUCACAAUGCUGCGGCACAUUUUUCUCUUACUGUGAAAUGGCUGAUUAAAAAAAAAAAUCCUUUGCCUUUCCUUUGAAUUGUGCUAGAGUAAGUUAACUCUCUGAACAGGUAGGAAGUGAUUAAAUCUAGCCUGUCAGUCCCUGUACAGAUUAAUAUGAAGUUAUCUAUUACUUUAAUUUUUACUGCAUGCAUUAAAUAUGUCAAACAUUCCAUCAGAAAAGAUUUAAAAGCGUUUCAAGAGAGGUGUAAGGCAGGAGGGCACUGAUGGCAGUUAAGUGACUGAUCUGUACCUCUUUUGCAGGGUGUCUUUCCCUCUUGCUUCUCCAUCCUUACUUAUGGUCCUUCUCUGGUCUCUGGCUGGGGCCCAGCCACAUGGGCCCAGAUUUCCUCUCCUUCCUCGGGCCAGGUGUAGGUGUGAGCACACCUCUUACCUUUGCUGCUCGUGCCAUUCCCCUGCAGCAAAUCCCCUCUCCCCGUCCUUCACCUUCACUCCUGAAGCGCCUGCACUGGUCACCAAGCACCUCCUUGAGGCUUUCCCUCUCUCUUCUCUCAUUUUUUAGCUGCUGAUAAAUGGUAAAUGCAGGCCUGCCUUCUGUGCUUUGGGAGCAGGAAUCUCAUUAGGAAAAAAAACCUAUACAAAGCAAGUGGAAAGAGUCUUUCUAGAUGGGGUGCUGCUGUUCCAGUGUCCUGGAUGCCUUUGUGCACCCUGGGGCUUCACCAGCACAGAUUGGCUGGAGCAUGGCAAGAUUGGGGGACAGCAGGUGUCAUUGGUGCUGGAGUGGAGCAGCUUCUGGGCAUCUGUCCCAGCUCAGUGUGCACUGCUUGGCUUAGGCAGUGGUGGGAUCAGAACGCUGAGCUUCCCGGCAGUGUCCCUGACAGGCAGUGGUGACGUGUGCUGCUGAGGCACAGCCCCUGCUUCAGAGCAGUCUGUUACCAAUAAAUGUGGCUCUUACAUCAAGCAAGGGAUGCACAGGGAGCUGCAGAUGAGCUUAAUGAAUGGAAGAAAAUAAGCAGCAUGAUUUAGUACCUUAUUCCACAUGGACAUGGAGUGUGUUUCCGUGUGCUACAGGCACAGAGUUGCCCACUGGCACUACCACAGUGCCAUCCUCAGAUCCACAGCCUCAUUGCGCUCCUGUUCCCCUGGGCUACCCCACAGCUCCCUGCUCUACUUCUUCAGCUCUGGAUUUCAAGUGCUACAACCCACAAAGCAGAUCUCUUUCUGUUACUUUGGCUUUUCUUGCUGGCCACUUUCUCAUCUUAUUGAAACUAGUCUCCAUCAUGCACCCUGGUCCAUGAACGAGGAGCAGCAUCCUCUUAGCUCUGCACCUCCACAGAUGUCCUCACUGUCCCUCUACUGCCAGCCCCCCCUCUCAUUUUUCUCUCUCUGUUGUCAUCAGCAGCUCUGGGUCUUCACGCUUCACAUUUUCAGAAUCCGUCCAUCUUAAUUAACCACUGGGAGGAGCUGCGUUUGCCGAGCUCAGAGUCAAAACUUAUGUUGGUUCUGUAGCAAGAGCAUUGGAGCCCAGGAUGGCUCCUCCUACCCGUAGCUGUUAGUAUCUUGUUAAGCAAGGCCAGCCCUGGAAUGGGUUUCCCUGCUGACAGGGUGUGUGGUAUGUACCCAAGGUGUGCACAUAUUUAUAUUCAUCACUUACUCAUCCCUGGCAAGGUCCUGUUUGCCACUGUUCACUCUGUGCAGUGGGGUUUCUGUAGUCACUUGCCAGCCAGUCAGGGAGGCAGAUUUGCAGCAAAACUUCUCUGAAGAGCUGACCAGUCGGUGCUGAUGUUUCUGACAGACUUUCUGCUGCAUUGCUCAUCAAGGUCCAUGAGCUGUGAGAGCAGGAUGAAAUUGUUCCUGCUGCUCUCUUCACCCCUGUCCCUUCAGUGCUGGGGUGCCAUGCAGGGCUGGACUGAGCGGGCUGGCUGUGUGCCCACACCACUUUUUGCUGGUGUGCAGAUGAGCAAAGCUGCAGCCCAGCCCAUGUCCCAGCUGGUCUUGUGGCCCCUCUGGAAAUGCUGAUGUUUCCAAAAGCUCUGCCAGCUCCUGGUAACCUCCCAGGAAAUGGACAUGCAAUCAGUUAUACUGGUGCCCUGUUUUUAAGAUUUGCUGAUGCACACUUUUUCUCUCCAGCUCAUAAACUUUCAGCCUAACAAGUGCAUUCCCAGUUGAAGGUGACUGAGAAAGCUGUGAUUCCCAACCUUCCAUGGGUACAGGUAGUGCCUGGGGCAGCAUGGAGGUGUGGGUGACCAGGUUGGGCUCUCACCUUUCCACCAUCAGCAGUCAUGCCGGGGGAAGAGGGCUGAGCCCCAGCCAAGGUGUACUUGGGUCUGCAUCCUUGGGCUGUAUGCCUGGACAGCCAAGGAGCAAGACAGGGAUAGGCUCCUCCUUGACAGGGAAUGCCACUGGAGAUUUUCUUGUAGCAGUAGGUUUUUUGAGCAAACCACAAGGCUAUGAUGUCCCCAUGUCACGUGUGUUCCCCCUCCCCACCCCGUGUGUUGUAGCAUCCAUUUGGCCCAUCCUUCAGCUUGGUGGUUGUGAAAUGAAUCCAUCUGUUCUAAGAUGUUCUCAGGAGUUCUUGUUUGUAUUAAGCUCACCCUUAGGCUUAGCAGAAAUCACAGUCCCCAUCCUCCCUGCUCCCCUCCCCGCAGACAAGCCCUCUCUCUCACGAGCACUUCCACCUUCUCCCCGAAGGGCAGCAGAGGGCGGCUGGCGGUUUUGAUUCAGGGCACGUUGGCAGCUUUGGGGCAGCCGAAGGAGCUGGGAUGCAGCCGGCCAGCAUUUGUGACAUGGGUCUGGAGGCCAGGCGGUCCCACGGGCUGUAUUGCUAGCCAAUGUUUUCUAAGUCUGUUUGUAAGAGUACCUAAUUUUAAAAUGAAAUGUGAAUAUAUAUUAUGUGUAGGUGCCAUGUAAGAUAGUGUUGUGCUAGGCAGCAGGAUGCUAACCUACUUUUUAAGCUUUUUGGGGCAGGAAAAAGCAUUUUUCUCUCACUUCAUGCUCACAGAUCUAAUAUUGUAAAUAGGUUUUUUAAAUAUUUAUUUCAUGGGCUUUCCACAGGUUCUCGUUGACUGGUGUGUCGGUGGGUGGGGCUGUAUUGCCCAGCGUGCCGCAACCAAAGGGCUGGCGAUGCGUGCGGGGAUGGGAUGGGAUGGGAUGGGAUGGGGCAGGGUGGGGGGUGGUGAUGGUGGUGUUCAGUUUGGAUUUUUUGUCACGUCAGAGCUGAAGCAUUAACUCUCUUCAUCUCGUUUUGAUGAUGUCAGGCCUGGUUGAUGGCCACGGUCCCCAGGGAGGCUGUGAGCUCCCAUGGCCGGCCAGGAUGGCUGUUCCCCAGGACAGGGGGCACUGCAAGCAAUAAGAUUUGUAGUAAUAAUGUCUGCUGUGAUGGCAGGGGCUCUCGGGGCUCAGGGCCAGGUGGGAAUAACCCUGCUCCCGCUCAGUCUAGCGUGGCUUGGGGGGGUCUCUUGACCUGGAGGUACUCAAGGAGGUGUCCCCAGGGAUGCAGAAAGUGGGGGAUGCUGUCACCCCCAAGGAACCCCCCAAAACCACCGGGGCAGGGUAGGUAGUUGCUGGUAGCACACUCCCACUAGUGAAUUAUUGCCUUUGUGGGUACGGGUGACCCAAGGGAGCUCACCGCUGUCGCUGCUAGUCCUAGGGCUGGCUCCAGAAGGUCAUUUGCUCAUUUGCUAAUCAUUCUGUAAUUUUAAUUCUCCUUCUAGGAGCUUUGAGGUCAUUUGGUAAUUUUUGCUUAAGUGGGUUUAGGUUUUUUUUUCUUUGUUAACCCCCUUUUGCCUGGAAGUGUGGCUGGCUCUGACCUUCCAGUCCAGCUGUCUGUGUGGGGCAGUAUCAGCAGGAUCUGCUUUUAUGAUGAUGGGUCUCUGACUUUGGAGGAUGGAGUGAGGGGUGCUGCUGGGUUCCAGCCCUGCAGGACCCUUCACCAGUCCCACACUUCCUUCACCCUUGGAACAGGUGUGUAAAAAAAGACAAACAAAAAAAAAAAAGGAAAAAAGGAAACACACAGUAAUUUUUUUUCUUAGGAUGUAAAACAUUUGAAUAUUUGAAUAUCUCCACCCUGAUGGUAAAUGUUUUUCCUUCAUCUGUGUCUGCUUCCCUGGGAGAGUUUUGUUUCUCUGUUUGUUUCUAUAUGAAUUUUAGACACUGAGCUGAAAUUCCUCCUGUCCGGUACUGUAUGUUUGAGCCCAAGCAAUGUGAACUGUACAGACCAGCAGUGGGAAGGAGGAGCUGGUGACUGCACCUGGGAGAGCCGUGGCUUGGGAUGGCAUUCCCAGUUGGUGUAGGGAGUGGGAAGUACUGCGCCACAAGUUGGGAAAAUGAACUGUCUGCUGUGAAUUCUCGGUUGGAAAUGUGGAGAGGAGUUUCCAUUAGAUAAUGUUUACAUACCUCACCUGACAAACCUUUGAAAGUGUAUAUAUAAAAAAAAGAAAGAAAAUAAAAUUAUAUUAAGUUGCUUUAAAUCAAUAUGUAUAGCUAUAAGAGCUGGGUCAUUUGAACUUUGAAUAUGUAUCGAUUCUCUAAAUGUUGACAUUUUGUGAACUCUGUGCUCCUGUCUUUUAUUUCAUCCUAGCCUAUGAAAAAAGUUGUGUUCUUGUUCCAGGUAAAAGGUCCCUGACUCAGAUCUGAACUCCUCAAGGAUUCCCACCACCUUGUUUUCUUUUCUUCCUCACUGUCAGUAUUCACCCUAUGAGCUUUCUAAAGGUCCGUAUUUUAUUGCAGCUUAUUAAACGUUUCU